AUGACGAAUCAAGCACAUUCAUCGCCACUUGGAACGCCGCGUUCACAAGCCAACAGUGACACAAGUGAUCCAUGGGAACUUGAUCAUCUUCUCGACAGCGAUGAGGUACGUACUUCCUUUUAUCCACAUCUCAGGUCUGUUUUUAUUUCAUUUGUGGGACAACAUCGGGGGAUCAAACGCGGUACUUUGGAUGGUCGAACUUGUCUCAAUUUAACUCAAAAUUGA
Messenger RNA from Gongylonema pulchrum, 225 nucleotides. NCBI's taxonomy places the organism in Eukaryota, Metazoa, Nematoda, Chromadorea, Rhabditida, Gongylonematidae. The record is from the annotation of a GenBank genome assembly.